CCGUGGAAGCCGGGGGCGGGGCCGCCGGAGGGAUGAAGUGGGGGCGCUGGGUUCUCCAGCCUCACCGGUAGCGCCCGAGCGCCGGGGAAGAGCGCACCCAGCGUGGGGCCGGCUCGCAGACCUCUGACCCUGGAGUCUCUCGGCCGCCGGGAGCCGUCCGCGUGGGUCGUCGCCCGGGCCGCCCGCCGUUCCCCGGCCCUGAGGGGCCCGGCCGGCCGCGGUGGGAGAAGAGGUCAGCAUGAGCCGGGGGGUCCGGCGGGCCGGCGCGGGGCAGGGGGCGGCGGUCGCCGUGCAGCUGCUGGUCACCCUGAGCUUCCUCCCGAGCGUCGUCGAGGUCCAGGUCACAGGAGUCCUGGAUGAUUGCUUGUGUGAUAUUAAUAGCAUUGACAACUUCAACACUUUCAAAAUCUUCCCCAAAAUGAAAAAAUUGCAAGAGAGAGAUUAUUUUCGUUAUUAUAAGGUCAAUCUGAAGCGACCAUGUCCUUUCUGGGCAGAAGAUGGUCAUUGUUCAAUAAAAGACUGUCAUGUAGAGCCCUGUCCGGAGAGUAAAAUUCCAGUUGGAAUUAAAGCUGGAAGUUCUAAUAAGUAUUUGAAAGUGUCAAACAAUACCAAAGAAUUUGAAGACUGUGAGCAAGCUAGUAAACUGGGAGCAAUUAACAGCACAUUAAGUAAUCAAAGCAAAGAAGCUUUCAUUGACUGGGCAAGAUAUGAUGAUUCACAAGAUCACUUUUGUGAACUUGAUGAUGAGCGAUCUCCAACUGCUCAGUACGUGGACCUGUUGCUGAACCCAGAGCGUUACACUGGCUAUAAAGGGUCUUCUGCGUGGAGAGUGUGGAAUAGCAUCUAUGAAGAAAACUGUUUCAAGCCUCGGUCUGUUUAUCGUCCUUUAAAUCCUUUGGCACCCAGCCGAGGAGAAGAUGAUGGAGAAUCAUUCUACACCUGGCUAGAAGGUUUAUGUCUGGAGAAAAGAGUCUUCUAUAAACUUAUAUCAGGACUUCAUGCUAGUAUCAACUUACAUCUUUGUGCAAAUUAUCUUUUGGAAGAAACCUGGGGUAAACCUAGGUGGGGACCUAAUCUCAAAGAAUUUAAACGCCGCUUUGAUCCUGUGGAAACCAAGGGAGAAGGCCCAAGAAGACUGAAGAAUCUCUACUUUCUAUAUUUAAUUGAACUUCGAGCUUUAUCAAAGGUGGCUCCAUAUUUUGAGCGUUCAAUUGUCGAUCUUUAUACUGGAAAUGUAGAAGAUGAUGCUGACACAAAAACCCUUCUACUAAAUAUCUUUCAAGAUACAAAGUCCUUUCCCAUGCACUUUGAUGAGAAAUCCAUGUUUGCAGGUGACAAAAAGGGGGCCAAAUCAUUAAAGGAGGAAUUCCGGUUACAUUUCAAGAAUAUCUCUCGUAUAAUGGACUGUGUUGGAUGUGACAAAUGCAGGUUAUGGGGGAAAUUACAGACUCAAGGUUUAGGAACUGCCCUGAAGAUACUGUUUUCUGAAAAAGAAAUACAGAAGCUUCCAGAACACAGCCCAUCUAAAGGCUUCCAACUCACUCGGCAGGAAAUAGUUGCUCUUUUAAAUGCUUUUGGAAGGCUUUCUACAAGUAUAAGAGAAUUACAGAAUUUUAAAGUCUUAUUACAACACAGUAGGUAAUAAAAGCUUUAGUAGGUCUAGGUAGAGACGUAACCUGACUCUGUGAAGCCUUUUAGUCUUGGACAUUCAAAGGAGACUAAUCUUCAAGGACUUCAAGAAUCCAGUCAAAAAGAAAAUUCAAAUGUUCACUUGAAUAUUUAUGGUUUUUAGUAGAUUAUAAAUUAGAGCUAUUUAUAAUUGAAGUAUAUACUUUUAAAACCUCUAAGUUAUAUUAAUUGUGUUUAAUUUCAUGUUUCCAUUUGUUGAGUACUCUGCUGUUGUAUCUGUUUAGAAUCAGUUUUGCUCUCAUCCUUUUAUCUGCUAUUUCCAGUGUCAAACUUAAAUGCCUGUGCAUCUCCAUCUUCUAACACUCUUUAUUGUCUGACUAGAAAGGGAGGGCUAAGGCACAAAUGUUGCUUAAGGUGUUAUCAAUGAUAAAAAUUUAUCAGUUUAUUUUCAGCCUACUAUAAGUUAUGUUUGUGUCAUCUUUUGUAAUACAAAACUAUCGGUAUGGUCAUUGGCCCUUUCAGUGUGUAGUUAGACAAGUUAUGUAAGAAUCCCCGGGCUUCCGUUUCAUUGAUUUCAGGUUUUGAAUUGCUGCUGCUAUGUUAUUGUUACUUUGUUUUGGUGUAUAGGACCUAGGGCCUAAUUUGUUAACAGUAAAUAAGUACUGUGCCCUAAGAUACCCCGCCAGAUUUCAUGUGUGGGUGGUAUGCUAUCAAGAUUAUUUACUUAGAACCUGUAUGUCAAUCUUUGAUCUUAUGUUUCUUUUUAUUUUAUAUAUUCUGUCCCUAUUUCAAUUCUAGAAAUUUCCAUUUAAGAAAGCAAAGAUGGCAUAAAUACUUUGUUUCUAUCUUGAGAACAUAUGGAUGGUUCUUAUGUGGAUUUAUAAUGCCAGUUAAAAUCGUUAUAUACACCAAGAUUACCAUUUUGAAGUGUUCUUAAAGAAUUUUAUGUUAGAAUACAAUCUAUGCAAUCCUCUCAACUUGAUUUUCUUCUAUAAUUUAUGCUUCCUUAGAGAGUAUGUCUUCUUUAAGCUUACUGUUUCCUAACCUUUUCAUUCUAGUUCAUUGUAGAUAAUCUAGUUCAUGUAGAAUUUCAUGUGACAUGUAUCAACAGAUAGCUCAUAACUCCUAGACUGUUCUUUUCUAAACCUGGAUUUACAUGUACUUGAUAUUUAAAAUAUUCUUAUAAAGAUGUUCAUAGAUACAGUGUGAUUAAUUUAGAAGAAUGUGUCUGUGUAUAAGUGAUGCGGGUACUAAAUAGUUUUUCCUUAGACUCUUCAGUCUUUUAUAAAUAAGUGCUCUUAAACCCCCGUCUCAUCCCUGCCAAAGUUUGAAAUGUACUCAUUAAUGACUUAGUGGUGUAUUUUAAGCUUCAUUUAGCUAGUUCACCCCUCUUUUUAAAAAAUUUAGUCACCUUAUGGAGGAUGUGAUUGGAGAAGGUAAUAAGAUAUCACUAUUUUCUUACCUUAUUUCUAAACUUUAUAGACCCAGGGACUUCUUAUUGUUACUAAUUGUUAGGUGUCUUUUGUUUGGUUGAAUGGAAAAGGCUGGUUAAAGUUUAGCCUUCUCCACUUUUCAUUUUUAGAGAUGCAAAGAUUAUAUGUAAGGAAGGUGGACCCUUACUAGAAAAUUGUCCAAUAAGUGAAUAACCUUCCUAGUAAGUUAAUAUGAUUUAUUCUUGGUGUUAAAAGUUUAAGAAAAUGUGAAAGUUUUGCACUUUGUUAUUAUUCUAAGUUUAAAAAUCUUAGACUUAUUCUGUUUUACAGAUAAAGGCUUUUAGAUUAGAGAAAAUCCUUGGUCAUUUCUGUUGAUUGCUCUACUGUGAUUUAUUUAAAACAUAUAUAUAUGGUAUAUGUGUGUGUGUGUGUGUGUGUGUGUGUGUGUUCUGGAAAAUUAAAAGGGUCUAUUGUAAAGUUCAGGAUUUAAACUUUUCUACCAAGAAAAUAAGUAAAUGAAGUAUUCUUAAGCUAAAAUUUGACUUAAUUUUAUCAUAAGUUGUGAAGGGUAGCCUACAUUUUCAUGUAUGUGUGUAUAUCUUAAAUGACUGUAUAAACUGUAGGAAUGUUGUUUUUGAGCCUGGUGAUAUUUUAUAAUCUUUGUGAUAUAAACUAUUUUUCCAGUUCACAUACCUUUUGUUGUAAAAUGAUUUCAGAGGGUAAUGAUUACAUUGUGAAAAUACUUGGCUGGUAAUAUGUCUUGGCAUUUUGUUUUUAUCUCAUCACCUAAUUUAAAAAUCCAGCACUUGAUAAUAUAACUGACAGAAAUGAUUGUACCAGCUGAUGAAAUAAUGAAAGUGAAGAAAAGGAAAAUAUUCUGUCAAGAGCAUGAUUUAUUUUUCCUUAAGUGGCAUCUAUGUAAUUUAAGAAUAUUCUUAUAUUAAAAUUGGUCAAAUGUACAUGUUUCUUCUAUAUUGGUUCCUAGGUUAUGAGGAGGGUGAAAAAUUUCAAAAUUUCUGAAAUGUACUAAUCAAAUGUUUUUUUUGACAUCUUUAAGUUGUGAAUUAUUCAAUACUUUGUAAUGAGUGUGACAAUUAUGUAUAUGAAGUACUGUGCCAUAUCUUCCAACUUUACCUAGGUGCCAUUGUAAAUAAGAACAGCUAUUUUGAUCUUCAUCAGCACUGCCUUCAGCUGGAAAUUUGGAAACAGUUCACAGUAAACCUCUCAGCAGUUUACAAACUGAAGUACCUGCAGAAACCAUAGCUACUCACCAAAAUACACAGACUGAGCGCAUCGUAAUCACCAAAAUACAUAGACUGACUGCAGCAUCCCAUGGAAAUAAUUUGGUAAAACAAAACAGACAGACACAAACAUCUGUGUACUCUAAACAUCUACAGGUGCAUCUCUGAUAUUGAACAGAUGUCCAAAUAAUUUGCUAUUGUACCCACCAGAUUUGAGAAAUUGAAUUAAAGUUAAUGUUUCUGCAAGCUCA
This is a messenger RNA of Sorex araneus (European shrew), 4554 nucleotides long. It is a transcript of the gene ERO1B, whose product is annotated as endoplasmic reticulum oxidoreductase 1 beta. Gene Ontology annotation, molecular function: thiol oxidase activity; FAD binding; protein-disulfide reductase activity. Gene Ontology annotation, biological process: protein folding in endoplasmic reticulum. The transcript has 16 exons. The coding region runs from base 239 to 1642 and encodes 467 amino acids. The record is from RefSeq and is a predicted model, not a curated record. NCBI's taxonomy places the organism in Eukaryota, Metazoa, Chordata, Mammalia, Eulipotyphla, Soricidae. Gene Ontology annotation, cellular component: endoplasmic reticulum; endoplasmic reticulum membrane.